Molecule: messenger RNA, 789 nt
Organism: Aegilops tauschii subsp. strangulata
Lineage: Eukaryota; Viridiplantae; Streptophyta; Magnoliopsida; Poales; Poaceae
Source: RefSeq, a predicted model, not a curated record
AUGACGCAGCUUCACGAUGGCGACCCUGAGGCCUCGGUGGCAUUCCGGCUGGAGUUCAGCACCACCAGGGUCAUCAAGGGUGCUGCAUUCGCCAACUUCAUGACAGAAUGGACUGAUGUUCCAAGCACCGAGCAUGUGUCGCGCGACACGAACAAGGAAGCAGACGACAUCGCCAAGAGGGCGUCCCGGUGCCUCACUCAGGAGCCUGGCGUCUUUGACGAGCGGCUCUUCAAGCCUUUAGCAGCCCCUCCUGCUGCGGAACCAACACCACCCCAGGAGGAGCUCCCCCCAGCGCCCCUCUCGGGAGCCCCCACUUGCGGCCCAACCUUGGCAGCGCGUCUACUCCUCGCACUCAAGCCUCAGGAGGAGUGCUGGAUCGAAGAGUUCAAGACGUACCUGCUUCAGGAGACCCUGCCGGAGAAGGAGGAAGACGCGGAACGCGUGGCCCGACAGGCCACUAUCUAUGCAUUCAGGACGGGAUGUGAGCUGUUAACCGACAUACAUGACGGGGACUGCGGGCAUCACUCGUCAUCGUGCGCCCUCAUGGGCAAGGCAUUCCGCAGCGGAUUCUACUGGCCCACGACGCUCAAUGACGCUACCGAGCUGGUGAGAUCUUGUGAAGCCUCCCAGUUCCAUGCCAAGCAAAUCCACCAGCCUGCUCAAGGUCUCCAAACCAUCCCUCUCUCAUGGCCGUUUGUGGUCUGGGUGCUGGACAUCUUGGGCCCGUUCCCUCGAGCGCCCAGGGGCUACCGCUGCCUCUACGUCACCAUCGACAAGUUCACCAAGUGA